Chelonoidis abingdonii (Abingdon island giant tortoise) is the source of this 3920-nucleotide messenger RNA. It is a transcript of the gene ACTN4, whose product is annotated as actinin alpha 4. Gene Ontology annotation, molecular function: protein binding; calcium ion binding. The record is from RefSeq and is a predicted model, not a curated record. Lineage: Eukaryota; Metazoa; Chordata; Testudines; Testudinidae.
UCGGGCGGUCGGGGCGCUGGGCCGGGAGCCGCGCGGAACAUGGUGGAUUACCACGCAGCGGGGCAGCCCUACCAGUACGGCGGCAACGGGCCCGGCUCGCUCGGCGGCGUCGGCGACUACAUGGCGCAGGAGGACGACUGGGACCGGGACCUGCUGCUCGACCCCGCCUGGGAGAAGCAGCAGCGCAAGACUUUUACGGCGUGGUGCAAUUCUCACCUGCGGAAAGCUGGCACGCAGAUCGAGAACAUCGAUGAAGAUUUCCGCGAUGGCCUCAAACUCAUGUUGCUCUUGGAGGUCAUUUCAGGGGAGCGAUUACCCAAACCAGAGCGAGGAAAAAUGAGAGUGCAUAAAAUCAACAAUGUGAAUAAAGCUCUAGACUUCAUCGCGAGCAAAGGAGUUAAGCUGGUCUCUAUAGGAGCUGAAGAGAUCGUAGAUGGCAAUGCAAAGAUGACAUUGGGCAUGAUCUGGACAAUUAUCCUUCGAUUUGCCAUUCAGGACAUUUCUGUGGAAGAGACCUCUGCCAAGGAAGGCCUGCUGCUGUGGUGUCAGAGGAAGACGGCACCCUACAAGAACGUCAAUGUACAAAAUUUCCACAUCAGCUGGAAGGACGGUCUUGCUUUCAAUGCCUUGAUCCACAGACACAGACCAGAGCUCAUUGAAUACGACAAACUCAGAAAGGAUGAUCCUGUGACGAACCUGAACAACGCCUUUGAGGUGGCCGAGAAAUACCUGGACAUCCCCAAGAUGUUGGAUGCCGAGGAUAUUGUAGGCACUCUCAGGCCCGAUGAGAAGGCUAUCAUGACAUACGUUUCCUGCUUCUACCAUGCUUUCUCGGGGGCUCAAAAGGCUGAGACAGCAGCGAACCGGAUUUGCAAAGUGCUGGCUGUGAACCAGGAGAAUGAGCACCUGAUGGAGGACUAUGAGAAACUAGCAUCUGAUCUGCUGGAGUGGAUUAAACGCACUAUCCCCUGGCUGGAGGACCGCGACCCACAGAAGACCAUUCAAGAGAUGCAGCAAAAACUGGAAGAUUUCCGUGACUACAGGCGUGUCCAUAAACCUCCCAAAGUGCAGGAGAAGUGUCAGCUGGAGAUAAACUUCAACACUUUGCAGACUAAACUCCGGCUGAGCAACAGGCCUGCGUUCAUGCCCUCGGAGGGCAAGAUGGUCUCGGACAUUAAUAAUGGCUGGCAGCACUUGGAACAGGCGGAGAAAGGCUAUGAAGAGUGGCUGCUGAAUGAGAUCAGGAGGCUAGAGCGACUGGACCACUUGGCUGAGAAGUUCAGGCAGAAAGCCUCCAUCCACGAGUCCUGGACUGAAGGGAAGGAAGCCAUGCUGAGGCAGAAGGACUACGAAACCGCCACCCUGUCAGACAUCAAAGCCCUGAUCAGGAAGCACGAGGCCUUCGAGAGCGACCUGGCAGCUCACCAGGACCGCGUGGAGCAGAUCGCUGCCAUUGCCCAGGAGCUCAAUGAGCUGGAUUACUAUGACGCCCCCAGCGUGAACGCUCGGUGCCAGAAGAUCUGUGACCAGUGGGAUGCUCUGGGGUCCCUGACCCACAGUAGGAGAGAAGCCCUUGAGAAAACAGAGAAGCAGCUGGAGACCAUUGACCAGCUGCACCUGGAAUACGCCAAGAGGGCAGCGCCGUUCAACAACUGGAUGGAGAGUGCCAUGGAAGACCUCCAGGACAUGUUCAUUGUCCACACCAUAGAGGAGAUCGAGGGCCUGAUUGCAGCUCACGAUCAGUUCAAAUCCACCCUGCCGGAUGCUGACAAAGAGCGCGAGGCCAUCCUGGGCAUCCAGAACGAGGCUCAGCGGAUUGCGGACUACAACAACAUCAAGCUGUCUGGGAACAACCCGUACACGUCGGUUACCCCGCAGAUCAUCAACGCCAAGUGGGAAAGGGUUCAGCAGCUGGUGCCAAAGAGGGACCAUGCUCUCCAGGAUGAGCAGACCAAGCAGCAGUCCAAUGAGCACUUGCGCCGGCAGUUUGCCAGCCAGGCCAACAUCGUUGGGCCCUGGAUACAGACCAAAAUGGAGGAAAUAGGGCGCAUCUCCAUCGAGAUGAAUGGCACGCUGGAGGACCAACUGAAUCACCUCAAGCAGUAUGAGCAGAGCAUUGUGGACUACAAGCCCAACAUUGACCUGCUAGAGCAGCAGCACCAGCUCAUCCAGGAGGCACUGAUCUUCGAUAACAAGCACACCAACUACACCAUGGAGCAUAUUCGCGUUGGCUGGGAGCAGCUCCUCACCACCAUUGCCCGCACCAUCAACGAAGUGGAGAACCAGAUCCUAACCCGCGAUGCCAAGGGAAUCAGCCAGGAGCAGAUGCAGGAAUUCCGGGCUUCCUUUAACCACUUUGACAAGGACCACGGCGGUACCCUGGGACCUGAGGAGUUCAAAGCCUGCCUCAUCAGCUUGGGAUACGAUGUGGAAAAUGACAGACAGGGAGAUGCCGAGUUCAACCGGAUAAUGAGUGUUGUGGAUCCCAACAACAGCGGGAUUGUGACCUUCCAGGCCUUCAUCGACUUCAUGUCCAGAGAGACGACUGACACAGACACAGCUGACCAGGUCAUUGCCUCCUUCAAGGUCCUGGCCGGAGAUAAGAACUACAUCACAGCGGAGGAGCUGAGGCGAGAGCUGCCGCCAGACCAAGCAGAAUACUGCAUCGCUCGCAUGGCACCAUACCAGGGUCCCGACGCCGUCCCUAGAGCCCUGGACUACAAGUCCUUCUCCACGGCACUGUACGGCGAGAGCGACCUGUGAGCUGGUGGCGGCGGCAGCAAGCGCUGGCACCUUGACGGCAGGAGCGAAGGCCUGAUUCUCUGCUCUGCAUUUACACACACAAACUGUCCCGCAGUGGUAGUCGCCCCUCCUCGCCUCCAGACUAUGGAAAGCCACGUUCGCAUUGGGGGAUCCUGGGAGUUAGCCUACAUUCCGGUUAUUAUUGCAUAUUAUAUGAACCAUGUACCUAUGCAAUGAUUAUUUUUCACUUUGCUCUGUUAAACAUGUUGGGAGGGCGGGCUUGAAAUGUUUUUUUUUUCUCACAUUUAAUUGCUUUGGGAUGUCUUGGCAAGGGGGAAAAAGGGAGAGUCUGAAAACAUGCAAGUGGCUCUGGUUCAAAUGGUUAUUUUUGUUAAAUAUAUCCCGGUCUAUUUUUUCAACUGAGCUUAAAAAAAACAAAAAAAUUCUGACUGGUAUGUUUUUGAAAUUGAACCUUUUUCCGUUGUCUCUUUCUCUCUGCUCUUUUAAUUUAUGCCACUGUGUAGCAGGAAUCCGAAGAGGUUUGUCUGUAUCAAUCACCCUAGCAAAAUCCAUAGGAGGAGCAUUUUUCAGGGAUUCCCUUGUUUUCCUAAACCUGCCUCAAUCCAGAUCUCAUGCACCUCAAUCCAGUCUCUUCCUCUUCCUCUUAAUGUCAAUACCAGUGAUGGUAUCUAGCGAAUCUUGUUAGCUGGGCUAGGCAGUAUGUGGGUGAAGUGAUGUAGCAUCCCUUUAACGUAGGUAUCAGCAAUGCCUUCCCUCCACUCCCACACAGUGUGCAUGCCUGAAAAGCAGCUCCCUACUGCCUCUUCCUGGUUAUUUCCUUAGUGAAACUAACUAGACUCCCAAGGGACUUCCGUUCCGUCUCUGCAUGCUGAUGUUGCUACAUUGAUCCAGCCUGCACAGGUGUCUGUGUUAGCGGCUAACAAAGGACUAGUUGUCUAGUAGCCUUGGGCUUUUUGUGGUUUAAUCUUUACUACUCACAAAAUUGUAACAUUUCCCUUUUUAAAAAAUUCGGUGCUACCAUUUUUGGACUUUGUGAGGAAGCGUUUUGAAUUGCUGUUACACAGACCAAAUUCUCUGAGAUCUGGAGGCAGAGAACUCUGUGCCUUUCCUAGGAAGUCUUGUGUGGUGGCUCUUAAUUAACCGGCAACAUUUAGCAA